This is a messenger RNA of Oldenlandia corymbosa var. corymbosa, 3003 nucleotides long. The record is from the annotation of a GenBank genome assembly. NCBI's taxonomy places the organism in Eukaryota, Viridiplantae, Streptophyta, Magnoliopsida, Gentianales, Rubiaceae.
AUGGAAGCUUCAUGCAUUUUCUCCCGUUCCUUCUCCACCUCUCCUCUCACCAAUGGAAGCUUCCACAAACUACCUCCACUUACUCUUAGACUAGCACCACUCCCAUGGAACCUCCCUGAAGCUUCCGCUUUCCCUUUCCGCCGCUCCUCAUCCGCCAUCGCCGCCGCCGCCACCGCCACCACCACUUGCAGUGCUACCAAUGCUAAUCCCAAGCCACAGCGAAGCCGCCACCGUCGCGGUAAUUACAAGAGAUCGCCUGAUGCCGACGCACCGCCGUCCUCUCUGGCUCCCCCCGUCGUCCCCACUUCUGACUCCUCUCCAAGGAAGUCGGUGACGGCGACAGCAACUGAGGGUAAGUCGCCGCCUCAGUCGCGCAAGGUGGAAUCAUCCUCGUCAUGUACGCCUGGGAUCGUUAGCGUCCGCGGUCUGCAUCAGAACGGGGAUCCACUUGGACGCAGAGAUUUAGGAAAGUGCGUUGUGAAGUGGAUAUGCCAAGGCAUGAGAGCCAUGGCUUCGGAUUUCACGGAGGCAGAGAUAAAAGGAGAGUUUUCCGACAUCCGACAACGUAUGGGCCCGGGCUUGACGUUCGUGAUUCAAGCCCAGCCUUACCUCAACGCCGUACCCAUGCCUCCCGGACUUGAAGCCAUAUGCCUCAAGGUUUGUACUCACUAUCCAACUCUCUUUGAUCAUUUCCAGAGGGAGCUCCGUGAUUUGCUUCAGGAUCUCCAGCGCAAAGCCUUGAUUCAGGAUUGGCGUCACACUGAGUCAUGGCAGCUCCUAAAAGAACUAGCUAAUUCAGCUCAGCAUAGAGCUAUAGCAAGGAAGAAUCUGCAGCCGAAGGUUGUACCAGGGUUGUUGGGGUUGGAUGUGGAUAGGGUUAAAGCUAUUCAGAACCGAAUUGAUGAUUUCACUAGGCGGAUGGCGGAUCUACUUUUGAUCGAAAGGGACGCAGAGUUGGAGUUCACUCAAGAGGAGCUUAAUGCUGUUCCCACUCCUGAUGAGAGUAGUUCUGAUUCGAUAAAGCCAAUCGAGUUUCUGGUCAGUCAUGCUCAAGCUGAGCAAGAACUCUGUGAUACUAUCUGUAAUUUGAAUGCUGUUAGCACUUCCACAGGAUUGGGUGGAAUGCAUUUGGUAUUGUUCAAAGUGGAGGGAAACCACAGAUUGCCUCCCACUACCCUGUCUCCUGGAGACAUGGUUUGUGUGCGAACAUGUGACAGUAGGGGUGCCGGUGCAACUUCAUGCAUGCAAGGUUUUGUGCAUAACCUUGGGGAAGAUGGUUGUAGCAUUAGCGUGGCUUUGGAAUCCCGCUAUGGUGAUCCCACUUUCUCCAAGCUCUUUGGGAAGAAUAUACGCAUUGACCGCAUUCAUGGUCUAGCUGAUGCAGUGACAUAUGAGCGUAAUUGUGAAGCUCUGAUGAUGCUCCAGAAGAAAGGGCUGCAGAAAAGAAAUCCAUCAAUAGCUGUUGUGACUACAAUAUUUGGAGACAGGGAGGAUAUUAAACUACUAGAAGAGAAUCACCUUGUGGACUGGGCUGAAGUAGAACUGAAAGGGUUGAUAGAUGAUAGUAAAUCAUAUGAUCUCUCCCAAAGAAGAGCAAUUGCAUUAGGUCUAAACAAGAAGCGUCCUGUACUUAUUAUGCAAGGUCCUCCGGGAACAGGGAAGACAGGAUUAUUGAAAGAACUGAUCUCACUAGCUGUUAAACAAGGUGAAAGGGUGCUUGUCACAGCACCUACAAAUUCAGCUGUUGAUAACAUUGUUGAAAAAUUGGCUGAUACUGAGAUUAAUAUUGUUCGUGUGGGCAAUCCAGCACGAAUCUCUCACUCAGUAGCUUCAAAAUCUUUGGUUGAGAUUGUUAAGGGUAAACUUGAAGAUUUCCAAAUGGAGAUUGAGAGAAAAAAGUCAGAUUUAAGGAAGGACUUGAAACAUUGUCUUAAGGAUGAUUCAUUAGCAGCUGGCAUACGACAGCUUCUGAAGCAGCUGGGGAAAACAAUGAAAAAGAAGGAAAAAGAAACUGUCAGAGAGGUAUUAUCAAGCGCUCAAGUGGUCCUCGCUACAAACACAGGGGCAGCUGAUCCAUUAAUUAGAAGGUUGGACACCUUUGAUUUGGUUGUUAUUGAUGAAGCAGGUCAGGCCAUUGAACCUUCCUGCUGGAUACCAAUUUUACUCGGGAAACGCUGCAUUCUCUCUGGGGAUCAGAACCAACUUGCUCCUGUUAUCUUGUCUAGAAAAGCUGCAGAAGGGAAUCUUGGGGUAUCUCUCCUGGAGCGAGCCUCAGUAAUGCACAAUGGGGUUAUGGCUACAAGGUUGACAGUGCAAUACAGAAUGAAUCAUGCAAUUGCUAGCUGGGCUUCAAAGGAGAUGUAUGGUGGACUUCUGACAUCAUCUCCAAGCGUCAGCAGUCAUCUUCUUGUGGAUUCACCAUUUGUCCAGCCUACAUGGAUAACACAAUGCCCUCUGCUUUUGCUGGACACGAGGAUGCCAUAUGGGAGUUUAUCUAUUGGUUGUGAAGAGCACUUGGACCCUGCUGGCACAGGCUCUUUCUUCAACGAAGGAGAAGCAGAAAUCGUCAUUGGACAUGUAAUUUCUUUGAUCAAUUCUGGUGUAAAACCAACUGCUAUUGCUGUUCAGUCCCCAUAUGUUGCCCAAGUUCAGCUAUUGAGGGACAGGCUAUUUGAGUUUCCUGAGGCCGAGGGCGUCGAAGUUGCAACAACUGAUAGUUUCCAAGGCCGGGAAGCAGAUGCUGUGAUUAUAUCGAUGGUGCGAUCAAACAAUAUUGGGGCUGUUGGUUUUUUAGGGGAUAGCCGCCGCAUGAAUGUUGCAAUUACACGAGCACGAAAACAUGUUACCGUCGUCUGUGAUAGCUCGACAAUAUGCCAUAACCCAUUCUUGGCCCGAUUGCUGCGUCACAUCAGAUAUUUUGGUCGAGUGAAGCACGCCGAGCCAGGGAGUAGUUUUGGGGGUUCUGGCGUUGCCAUGAAUCCCAUAUUGCCUUCAUUCAACUAG